Messenger RNA from Nothobranchius furzeri (turquoise killifish), 10766 nucleotides. It is a transcript of the gene mxra5b, whose product is annotated as matrix-remodelling associated 5b. Lineage: Eukaryota; Metazoa; Chordata; Actinopteri; Cyprinodontiformes; Nothobranchiidae. Gene Ontology annotation, molecular function: protein binding. The record is from RefSeq and is a predicted model, not a curated record.
UUAUCAGUACAUUACAGACAAUAAUGAACUUUAUCACAAUAUGCUAAUUUUUUUAGAAGGACCUGUACAAAACAAUCAUCGAACAUUGUCAUAUGUUCGCUCAUUACUCAUCACUUCCAACAACCAGCGCAAAUUAAGUUUCAGUAACUUAAUCUCUAUGGUUAUUCCCAAAGCUUGCACCUCAUUUGACUGCUACUCAUUCCAGUUUUCUGCAUCCAACAACUGGAAUGAGCUGCAAAAAUCAUUAAAGCUCACUGCCAACAUCACUAAUUUAUUGCAAUCAAUAGUUUCUGAUCAAUGUGCUUCUGAGUACUUAAAUACUGUUUUAAGUCUCUUUUGACUGCUUGUACAUAUAUAUGAGAACAGCUCUUUGUCUUUAUGUCAAUUUAUUUUAUUUUAUUUGUCUUGUUUGUUUUUAUCUUAUCUGUUUUCUUUGGUGUAAAGCUAAUUAUCUGUCUGUUGCUGCUGCCUCUUGGCCACAUCGUCAUUGUAAAUAAGAAUGAGUAUACAACUGACUCAUCUGGUUAAAUAAACAAACAAACAAACAAACAAACAACCCAUAAAUAAAUAAAUAAAUAAAAGGUAAUGCAAAAAGUGAGUUUUGCAUAAUGUGUCCCCUUUAACACCUGCCCCUCAAAGGCAACACUUGGAAAAACACACCUGAACCAUCUCCUCAAGUUAAUUGAGGGAUCACUUCAGAGCACCACCGAUGCAGAGCUUAUUCAUUAGGGGCAAGGCAACAUCCUCCAAGUUUAGCUUUAAUUAUUAUCCUUCUCUUGACAUAUCCGGUCUACUGCAGCUGUUAGACAUGAGGAAAGACUAAAACUAGUAAUGUGCCUUUUAAUAACAUGAUGAUGACAAUAUUGCACAAACGAUAUGGAAAAAAUUAUGCCCAGGUAAUUAUUUAUUUAAGAAGUGUCAACAGAUGUGUUUAAUCAUGACUUCUUUUUGCACAACAUGCGAGCAGCCUGAACCGUUUCCGCCCCUCUCUGGAUAGACCCCUCUGCCAAAGAGUUACUCACUUCACUUACGGUCCCCCCCCCCCACCACUUCCUAACUUCAGAUGCACACUCACUGUCCCGUUCACAAACGCGCACACGCGCGAAAACACACAGCGCCAGAUGCUUUUGCAAGCGCACUGCCAGCCGCGCUCCUUUUCAAACGCACUGGAUUUCCAGCUGAAGGAGUGUUGGGUAGAGUUUUAUUUUAUGAAGUUGUUAAAAGUUUUGGUCUUCAUUUCUUUUCUUUCCCCGCGCGUUCCUCGUUGUGGUGAUAGAUGGGUGGAUGAUGUGGUUCCAGUCCUGAACCGAGCGGAUGGAUUAAAAAUCCUCAUUUAACGGACACAAUGAGUAGUUUUGAAUAAUUUAUGCAUCGGGACAAGAACAUUGCAAGCGAUCAUCUCAGUUUAGCUUCUCUCCCAGCGGGUGAAGAUGUGUCGGACUGUGUUUGCUGCUGCAGUGUUGCUGCCUCUCCUGGUGCUCACACUUGAGGUGUCCAGAGGCCAAUUCUGUCCCAGGAGCUGUAACUGCUACCAGGCCAAUGAAGUACACUGCACCUUCCGGUCAUUAAUUACUAUCCCCCCUGGCCUGCCUGCACAUACAAGACGCAUAAACCUAGGGUUCAACAGCAUCAAGAGACUCCAAGAGAAGUCCUUGGCUGGGUUAAAGAGGGUGGAGCUUCUGAUGCUCCAUAGCAAUGAGCUCCCUCACCUUCCAGAUGCAGUUUUCAGAGAUAUGAAAUCGCUUCAGAUACUAAAGUUAAGCUAUAACAAGUUGAGAGAGAUCUCUUCAUCUGCGACCUUUACUGGCCUGACAUCACUGCUGCGCCUCUACUUGGAUCACAACCUCCUCCAGCACAUCCACCCCCGGGCUCUGCUCCAGCUGCCUAGCCUCAGGCUGCUUCGUCUGCAGGGGAACAGACUGCAUCAGUUGCACCCUCACGCUCUGUGCACCCUCUCCCUUCUCAAUACGUAUUACUUUUCAACACUAAGACACUUGGAUCUAUCAAACAACAGCCUAACCACUCUUACUCAAGAGAGUGUUGUAACAGCACCUCUGCUGGAGACUCUCAACCUGCAGGCUAAUCCCUGGAGUUGUGACUGCAGGAUGAACUGGUUUCUCUCUUGGAGUCUGGCACACCCAGGCCUAAUGAAAUGUCCCGGUGGCCCUCAGUGUCCAGUCUGUGCCUCACCAAUUUCUCUCCAAGGGCAAGGCUUGCUUGACCAGAUGGCUCUAAAGUGCACUCCACCCAUCAUCGACCUCCCACAAAAAGAAAACCUUUUGGACACCGACCUUAGUGAAACCCAAUCAACUGAGGCCUUCAGAGAGCCUCUAGGCAGUGUCUCUUUAGGUUUAUCUGACCAGCAAGGGAACAGCAUCGAUCUGACUUGUAACAUCACUCACUCUACUGACUCCCAGGAUAUUACUCCUCCUCCAGAUCUAUCAUGGACCUCCUCUUCUCCUCUUCACCUCGCUCUGUCACUCUCUCUGGAGUGUCCCAUUAAAGCAGAAAACUAUGAGAAACUUUGGCGGAUUCUGGCCUAUUACAGCGAGACGGCAGCUCGAUUUGAGAGGGAGAUCAUGCUCAGCAAAGCCCCGUCAUUGGCAUACCGGUACAGGCAGGUGCAAGAGACCGAUGGAUAUUAUCACACUGGAGUUAAAGCUUCUGUUAAAGCCAGACCACGGUGGUUACUGCAGUCAGCAAUUAGCCUUCAGCUGAACAGAGCCCAGUCUAGUGGACACAAAGUCCAGCUGAUAUACUCAACAAGAGUUUCUGCUCAGCCCGAUCCUACUUCUCAUCUCUCAACAUCCUCCUCCGCUUCUCACCAGUGGGUCAUGAUUUCGAUUAAUCGUACCACGGCAGCUCUAGCUGUAGUAGCUGGCAGAAAGAUAGAACUAACUUGCCCUCUUCUCAGCUCUGGUAAGCCCAGUGUUUAUUGGAUUCUCCCUGAUGGAUCCAAACUGAAUUCCCCUUCUAGCAAUUUAAAUGGAAGGCUUCAGGCAUCAGCUUUGGAUUUACUUAUACAAAAAGCACUGCUCUCUGAUGCUGGGAUUUAUUACUGUGUUGCCAGAGCUGGAAAGGAUGUAGAUGUUCUUCCCCUAAGACUAGCAGUGGAAGACUCUUCUGCUCUGCAUUCAGCAGAGAUAAGUGGACCUCCUGUCACUGGAGAGGUUGGAGAACUAGUCACUUUGUCGUGUAAGAUGUCCGGUUCACCACAACCUUCUGUGAAUUGGAUUUUGCCAGAUGGAAAUGUAGUACGGCAGGGAUUAGCUGUAUCAGGUGAACUUGCAGUAGAUUUAAAUGGUACUCUCUCUUUGCGUAAGUCAUCUCUUAGGGACGCAGGAUAUUAUCGCUGCAUUGCCGUCAACCAGUAUGGUAGUGAUUCUCAGUCCUUUCCACUAAUAAUAAAUCCUCCACACAUAUCGUCACGUGAUACUUCAUUUCCUAGAGGACCACAGUCAGCUUCUGGCAGGUCGACCAAGAUACAAGCUCCAUUGUUCCAUCAGAUCAAUGAAGGUUCAGGGGACGAAGAGGGACAAAAACAGGAAAAAGUUUCCAUUAACAAGAUCAGGCUUUCAAUACCACGCCCAAACAGGCGAGAUCCGGUUGGAAAGCCACAAAGACGUGGUCAUGUGAAAGAGGGCCCUUCAAGGAGAGGUGGACGUCCCGUUUCACCUACUGAGCAGAGAAGAAACCAAUUUCAGAACAGACAUAGGAUCGCAACCAACAAACUUCGAAUGGACCCCAAGUCAUGGGCAGAGAUCUUGGAAAAGAUUCGUCAAAAGGCUGCUAAUGCCACUCACAUCCAUUCCAUUUCCAGAGUAAACACAACAGCUGAAUCUAUCCAAGAAGAAAAUGACAAAGGCACAAAAGGGCAUGGAGAAGGUGAUGAAAUGAGCAGAGGCAGAGCUGAAGGAACAGGAAUAGAAGCAGAAACUGAAGGGUCUUCGGUUGAUGAAGCUAUUCUGAGAGAGGAUCAGUCACAGCCUAUUCAACCUGUUCAUGGAGAUAUACAGACAAUAGCAUGGGCCAGAAUCAAUGCAGAGACAGAAAAUGGUGCAGAGACAACAGAAACAUUUAUAAAUUCUACAAGUGAGACGAAGACAAUCGUACAGAAAGAAAAUGAAAGUAUACAAACAACAACGGCAAACCCAGUGAACCAGAAAGAAUUAGUCACAUCUAAUUCGUUUUCAGGAACAAAUCUAAUUGUCUCUGAACUUAAUAAGGUGCUUGAACAAGGACUAAACUUGAACCCGGCAAUAACCAGGCCCCAAAAUCCAAAACGGGGAGUUUUGCCUAAUUUACUUCCAAGCUCUCGGCCUCACAGCCCCUGGAAUGCACGAAGGAAGAUUGGACAACGGAAGCGAAUCAAGAGGCCCAGGAUCCAGCCUGUGACCUCACCUCAGCCUCUCCCUGAGCCUGUGACACCUAUCUCAACAACAGAUAUGAUCAGCACAUCACUGCCUGAGCCAGCAGCCUCACAUCCAGCUGGUCUGUUGACAACCUGUGACCAUAUUAAGAAUGCUGCAAAUAAUGUGGCUCUGAAUGCUCUGCCCACACCUUUUUCAAGCAGUCAUCAUAUUUCCACUUCCAACUUCAUAUUACCUUCACUCCCUCCCUCCCCUGCCCACACAGACAUUAUGAGUCAUUCAGGCAAGAUACCUCAUUCUCAAGACUCUGCUUUCAACAGCACGUCAGCUCCCACUCAUCCUGAUAUUGUGAUUUCAGAACCACUUGUGCCAGGCACACAUAGUAAGGCAUUUACACACGGUGCACACACUCACACAGAAAGACAAACAACCUUGAACAACCAUGUUGAAAUACUCCCAAGUGGCGAAGCACUAGAAAUGAAUGAAUUGGAUGAGUCCCACUUUUCACGCACUCACUCUUUCAUUGCCUCCGUAAUCCCUAGUGUACCUUCAGCUACCUCUACUGUCCAAACAAUCAUAACAAUGCCUUCCACUGGUCCUGAGAGGGCUGGUUAUGCUGGCAGCACUGGAAGUACAUCUACAACUUCUGAAGACACAAACAGUACUACAAAAACUUCAGCCAUACAUCCAGCAAUCUCUCCUUCAACAACCAUUGUUAUUCCAGUGUCCAGCACCACCCAACAGACUUCUACUACUUCCACCUUCACUUCGACAACUACUACUACAUCUAAUUUCCCCCCAAAUACCACCUCAGCCAGGACCUCUACUACUACAGUUAUUCCAGUUAUUGAUAUCUUUAGUAAUACUAAAGAUCUCCACACCAGUACAAGUAGAGACCCAAUCUCUGCUGUAUCCAGAAGUGAAGAAACUCCAAAUUCAACUACCACAAAGAUGGUUUCAACCAAAACAUCUCCUGCUACUACAAAGCAACCUAAAGCUGGCAAUGUCUGGAAUACUACCAGUGAAACAGGAAUAGCCAUUACCAAAAUGCCAUCAAAAUGGAUGCCAGUUACUGGCCAAGUUGACCCUAGAGAGAGGGUUUUGCCUGGUACUCCCAACAAGAACCUAACUUCCAAUGACUGGAAGAGAAAUGGAUUUAAUUUUAUUCCAGAUUCACACAGCAGAAGGUUUCAACAGCCUCCAUCAUCAUCACUACCUGCUCCACGGGCCCCAACUGUGAGAUCUAGACCAAGGAUAGUAGUCCCACACAGCAGAACAGUGUCGUUUCCUGCAAACGGCUCAGCCAUGCUAACUUGUGAUGCUCAUGGUGAUCCCAAACCCUCCAUCACAUGGACUACGGUUGCAACAGGAGCGGUGAUGUCAAUCCACUCCAGGGCUCAGCGUUUCGAGGUCUUGCCAAACGGCACCCUUGUUAUCCAGAACGUUCAGCUGCAGGACAGGGGCACGUACGUCUGCAGUGCAACCAGCUACCUGGGUAGUGACAGAUUGCUCACUACUCUGGACGUUUGGACCCGCCCUCCUCGUAUGCGUCUCGCCAGCUACAGAGAAGUUACUGUUCAUCAGGGUGGAGAUAUUCACUUGGAAUGCCAAGCAGAAGGCGUUCCAACCCCUCUGCUCUCCUGGGUUUUACCCGAUCGUUCAUCUUUAACAUCUUCUAGCAAUUUCUCCAGUCGAGUCACCGUGGACACAAAUGGAACUCUUCAAAUCCCAGUGACUUUACCCAGUGAUCGAGGACUAUAUCGCUGUGUGGCGUCCAACUCAGCUGGUGCUGCCAGUUCCACCGUGCGUGUACACGUGUCCUCACUGCCUCCAGUGGUACAACAACCCAGAGAGGAGCACCUGCUCUUUUCUCCAGGGAGGCCUGCUUAUGCACACUGCUCGGCCCGAGGAGCCCCGCCACCAAGUCUGCGUUGGCGAAUUCCAGAUGGGACCCAGGUUCGCCCAUCUCAGUUUCUCCACGGCAAUCUCUUUGUCUUGCCCAAUGGAACGCUGCACAUUCUAAAGGUUGGACCACAGGAUGCAGGCAGUUAUGAGUGCACAGCCAGUAAUACUGUGGGGACCUCCAAGAGGACAGUGAAGGUAGAAAUUAAAGAGAGAGCAGAGUUAGAAAAAGACAAAGAAGCUGGAAUUGAGGACGUAAAAUACAAAAAGACACCAAAUUCAUCCUUUUUCAACACAAACAGAACACGGGUCAUCCCUAGCCAACCCACAGAUCCACCCACUAAAAUCCCCCUCGUAUAUCCUUCUGACCGAUCUAGGAACUUGUCGAUCAGCCCAAGCUCUUCUAACCCUUCCUCUAACUUUUCUCCUGAAAUCAGUAAAACAGUAAAAACGUCACACUUUGCCGAUAUCAAAAAAACACACCCUCCCACUGUUUUCUCACAGCCCGCUGUGCCAGCAUAUAACACCAAAGUCUCCCCCAGAAUAAACAACACAAGAGUUACUUCUCCUCCCGCAGACAGAAAAGCCUCAUCUGUUUUACAGCCUCUUCCUGUUUCCCCUUUCACUAAAGCUCGUAUUGUCUCCACAUCACCCUCCCCCUCUACAGUCAACUAUGGGGAGAUUUUGAAGCUUUACUGCUCUGUAACUGGAAACCCCACCCCCAUUGUCAUUUGGAGGACCCCUAAUAGGAAGCUUGUAGACAUGCACUACAGUUUUGAUCAACGUCUGAAGGUGUAUCAAAACGGAACGCUGUUAAUCCAGGCAGUAACAGAGAAGGACGGUGGAGAAUACCUGUGCAUCACACGUAACAAGGUUGCAGAUGAUUUCCGACUUCUGCGUGUAGAUGUGGCCACCAGGCCUGCCAAAAUCGAGCCAAAACAACCGCCAAAUCAUACGGUUUCAUUGGGGAAACCACUGAAGAUGGAUUGCCAGGCAUCUGGACUGCCUCACCCAGCUGUGCGUUGGAGCCUACCAGAUGGAACCAUGGUGAACGGUGUGUUGCAAGAGGAAGAAAAUAGGGAGCGACCAAGGCAACUAACUCUAUUUGACAAUGGAACAUUACUGGUUCCAGCAGUGGGAAUGGGAGAAGAAGGAGAAUAUAUGUGUUAUGCUGAGAACCAAGCAGGCCUAGACACAAUGAAGGUCAAAGUGAAAGUCCUAAGGACAUCUCCACCAACCUUCAUUGAUGAAACAAGUCUCAAUGUUAUUAAAUUACGCCAAGGAGCAUCUGCCAUGAUUCCCUGCCAGUCCAGAGGAGACCCUGCCCCAACGGUGAUGUGGUUUUCCCCUGCACGCCGUGUCAUACCGCAGAGACUAGGGUCUGGUUAUUAUAGUGAGCGCAUUGUGGUGGUUUCAGAUGGAACCCUGAAGGUUCGUUUGGUUCAAAACACUGAUGCAGGAAAUUACACAUGCCAAGCUAGCAACUCUGCUGGAACGAGGAACAAAGUGGUCACCUUGGAAGUUGAAACCUCAGCUCACGGACUUAAUGAAAAGGCGGGAGGAGGACGGAGUUGGAAUACAAACAGCGAGCAUGUUGGGAGUCAUGACUCUCAAUCAGGGGACAACACUGUUAAUAGAGGAGUCCUCAGGCAUGGAGUCACGAGCGAGUUGGGUAGCAGAGACAGCUAUAGUGAUACCAAUGGUAGAAUGGGAAAUGUGGUGCCGAACACUGGUGUGAACUUUGCAGUUGGUAGCUCUAAUCCAGCACUGACACGUUAUAGGCAAAAUGGAUUUAAGAGUCCCCAGGGUGGGUUUACAACACAGCUAGGUAAUACUGGCAUCGCAGCUGGAGUAGGCGGGGCUCAGAGUGCAAACAACAAAGCAGAGAGCAUUGAAAUAGGCAGAAAUGAGCCAACCAGUGUUAGAAGGAGUAAUAGUUUGGGUCACAAUCGCAAUACUGAUACAAGGAAUAGUGAACAAAAUCCUGGGACAAACAACAAUGAAGUUGCUACAGUACGAACAAGCAAUCAAGCUAACAACAGCAGGCACAUUAGCACACUGGGUGGCGUUUCAGGAAAUGUUCAAAGUCUUAGAAGUGGUUUGUCAAAAAGUGGAGCUGGUCUAAACACAAUUAGAGGGCUCAGUUACAGUAGGAGUGGUAAUUUAGGAGGGACCAGUGAUAGUAAAGGAAAUCGUGGUGGUAUAAGUGGUGGUUCUGCUGCCGCUCUGGGUGUGGUAACAACAAUUAAACAGCAAGCACUUAAAGACCAGACUGUUCUUCUGCCGUGCCCAUCCCAAGGUUCUCCAUCACCUCGUCUAUCCUGGCUUCUGCCUGGAAAUGGCAUGCUGCCAGCUCCCUACUAUGGCAGUCGGCUCACUGUGCACCGAAAUGGUUCCCUGGAGCUUCGGGGCGUACGGAUGAGUGACAGCGGUACUUUGGUUUGUGUUGUGAAAAGCGAAAGAGGAGAUAUGCUGAUUCGGGUGGAGCUGCAGGUGUCAGAGCGGCAGGCUGAUGCAAGAUUUCCACAAAGGGAAGUAACGGAGAAAAGAUCUCAACAAGAAGAUGUAAAAAAUCCACCUCAGUCUUUAAUUCCAAGAUCAGUGGCACAGCUGCUGCACCAGCAGAGGAUCCAGAGCUCACCUGGAGUGGCUCGUCCAGUGACCUCUUCACCAUCAGCGUCUGAGUCCAAAGUAAGCAACAGUAUGGCCUCUCUGGUGAGCACCAUAAAUGGAGAGACCUUCAGACUGCCUUGUCCUGCUUCUACAACUGAGGGCUCUCUUUUUUGGACUUUGCCCAGUGGCAGGAUUCUCUCUAGGGGUGAGAGUGGUGACUCAGGCCGUUACACAGUGCAUGAAGAUGGAACACUAGUAAUUAAACAGGCCUCUGUGUUUGACCGAGGCACCUACUCUUGCAAGUUCUCCAGUCACGACUCUGCUUCAGUUUCUGUCCUCACAGUCCCUGUCAUUGUCAUUGCUUACCCUCCGCGCAUCACAGCAGGCCCCUCCCCUGUGACCUAUACUAGCCAGGGUGUUGCUGUGGAGCUGCCCUGCCUAACUAUAGCAACACCGCGGGCAACAGUAACCUGGGAAGCACCUGACCUGACACAGCUGAGGGUGAUGGGUCAGCCUCGGAUUUACGGCAACCGCUACCUCAGUCCUCAGGGCUCUUUGGUGAUACAAAACCCAACACACAGAGACACGGGAUUUUACAGAUGCACUGCCAAAAAUGUAAUUGGAGUGGACAGCAAGGCAACCUACCUGCAUGUUAUAUAAAACGACAGACAAAUAUAAACAUGAUUUCUUUCAUGCCCAAAGGAACUGCAAAGCUCUGUUUUUGAGAGACUGGUGAAUCAUGAGCACUCCUUGAAAAUGUCCUUUGUGUGUAUUUUUAAUGUAUGAUUUUGUCAGUAUUGUCAGAUUUGAGGCUGCAAGGUGAUAAUUUGUUUGCAGGUACAAAAAUAUUGUGGUACCUAAACUUCCUUUGAAAGUGGUGUUCAUUUUAUUAUUGUAGCUCUAAUCUGAACUCAUAACUUUUUUAAAUGAGAAUGUGUAUUUUUUACCAUUAAUCUCUGGAAAUAUCCAUCAACAUGAUGAAAAUGAAUUAAAUGAUGCCCAGUUGUUGAAAAAUAUUGGCGACUUUGUAACAUAUAACCAUAAAAAUGGGUCUAAAAUACAUGGGGGCUGGUCUAAGUCUCUGGGCCAUCCUGUUUUAGAUGCCAUGUUUCCUUCUACGGGAGCCUAUGAGGACAAAAUGCAUUUACUGAUUUGUAACAAACGGUUCCAAAACUUUAGCCAUUCAUACAUGUUGUUUUUUUUUUUACACUUUUACCUCUUCGCUUGUUGCCAGUGAUGAAGGGGAGUCUGAUGUGCUCAUCUUUUUGCUGGAGGUUGGGCUCCCAGGAAUAUUUGACCCUAAUGGCCAUCCAUUGGUAAGGUCUUACUCGUACACAAAAAAUACCACUAGCUUGCAAUGAUUUAGGUAUGUACUGCCCCCUUUCGCCAGGGAAAAUACACACCAGGGAAUACCAGUGAACUGAAACUCCUUCCUGUGCUUUGUAAACAAAUUAAGCUUUGGUUUACUACCUUAGGCACAUGUUGGAUCUGGUCAGCUAGACCAAAAAAUAUCUUGACAUUGAGUAUUUAUGCAUUUAAAUGCAAAAUCUUUUACGAUUUGAGCUCUCAUGUGAAGCAUUAAAUGUUGACUCCUCUUUGCACAUUUUCAUUUAUGGUGAGUACAAGUCUGUAGACAGCUUUUAUCUGUUUUUCCUUUUUCUUACGCCACACAUUAUACAUUAAUGUAUCUUAUUGAGUCGCUGAAUACUACAGAGACCAUACAGCAUCAAACAACGUCAGCAUUGCUCCCAUCUUUAUGCAGAUGCAUAAAGACAAACCAAAUGUAUGGUAAUAAAUUCCUGCCUGGCUUGAUGUGAGUAAAAAUAUUUGCUUUUGUCAGAUGCAGAACAAAAAAAAUAAUAAUUUGUGAUUUUGUCUCAA